UAUUGUGCAAGUUCGUUGAGGAAAAGUGAAUGUGCUGACGUGAAAAUUUUACAACAUAUUCUAUCCCGGUGAUCGUUAGUUUUUCCCAAUUUUAAAACAACUAUCAGUGCGUUCGCCAGUUAUUAAAUGCACCAUUCCAUUUCGGUUGUUUUAAAUAGAGUAAUUCUGUACCAAUCUGGAAAGGUUGCACUAAAAAAGCAGUGUUCAAACUUCUGUACUUCAGCAGGAAAGUUUCGUCAUCUUUUAGUGGUAAAUCAAUACUAUCUUUCGUCAGCCAGUGCAGUGUUUAGUCAGCAGAGCGCAGUCAGUAAAAGCAAACCACUUGUCUGGGGCUCGAAUAAAAAGCACCGUGACUUUAAACUAAAACAGCAACUGCUGGAAAGCAUGACCAUGGAUCCGAAGAUAGAGGAAAUUCUAGCUCCGCUGCGACAGGCCGUUAAAGAGCAGGGUGAUUUGGUACGAAAGCUUAAGGCCGAGGGCAGUCCGGAAAUCGAUGUCAAAAAAGCCGUCAAUGAGCUGAAGGCACGGAAAAAGGUUUUGGAGGAGAAAGAGCUCAGCUUGGCGCCAGCCGUUGCUACUUUCGAUCGUGCUCGUAUGGAAGAUUUGUUGAAGCGGAGGUUCUUCUAUGAUCAGAGUUUUGCUAUUUACGGUGGAAUCACCGGUCAGUACGAUUUUGGACCGAUGGGUUGCGCGUUGAAGUCAAACAUGAUUAACGCUUGGCGGCAGUUCUUUGUGCUGGAAGAGCAAAUGCUUGAGGUGGACUGUUCGAUCUUAACGCCUGAGCCCGUUUUGAAGGCAUCUGGACACGUAGAUCGGUUUGCGGAUUUAAUGGUGAAAGACGUAAAGAAUGGGGAAUGUUUCCGUUUGGAUCAUUUGAUAAAGAAUCAUUUGGAGAAAAUAUCGGCAGCUAAGGAUGCUACCCAGGAACUGAAAGACGAAUGUGAGGACAUCGUCAUUAAGUUGGACGGUAUGAACAAAGAGGAAAUGGGUGCGAUUUUGAAAAAGUUCGGUAUGAAGAGUCCGAUUACUGGAAACGAGCUAACGGAACCGAUUGAAUUCAAUCUCAUGUUCGGAACUCAGAUUGGUCCUACGGGCUUGGUUAAAGGAUUCCUACGGCCUGAAACAGCUCAGGGCAUCUUUGUCAACUUCAAACGUUUGCUGGAAUUUAAUCAAGGUAAGCUGCCGUUUGCGGCAGCCCAGAUUGGAAACUCGUUCCGUAAUGAAAUCUCGCCCCGAUCCGGUUUGAUUCGAGUUCGCGAAUUUACCAUGUGUGAGAUCGAACAUUUCUGCGAUCCACAACUGAAGGAUCAUCCUAAAUUCGAUAAUGUAAAGGAUAUCGUCAUGACACUGUAUUCGGCUUGCAAUCAAAUGGACGGAAAAAGCGCUCAGCAGAUAACGAUUGGAAAAGCUGUGGCAAGCGGUCUGGUUGCAAAUCAAACGCUGGGUUAUUUUAUGGCUCGAAUUCAACAAUUCAUGCUUAAGGUUGGUAUCCUUCCGGAUCGGUUACGCUUCCGGCAGCACAUGGGCAACGAAAUGGCUCAUUAUGCUUGUGACUGUUGGGACGCGGAGUGCUUAACCAGUUACGGAUGGAUCGAGUGCGUUGGUUGUGCCGAUCGGUCGGCAUACGAUUUGACGCAGCAUACGAACGCAACCGGAGUCAAGUUAGUAGCGGAGAAGAAACUUCCGGCCCCAAAAACUAUUGAAGUAACCGAGGUUGUGCCAAACAAACCGGCGAUUGGAAAAGCAUUUAAAAAAGAAGCGAAAUCCAUUACCGAAGCACUGGCGAAGCUAAGCCUUUCGGACGUGGAGGCUAUUGGGCAGAGUUUAGCCGACUCUGGAAAGCAUAGCCUGAGCGUGAAUGGCUCGGAGGUUGUGCUCGACGCCGCAAUGAUUGCUGUCAAAACUAGCUCUAAAACCGUUCACGUAGAAGAAAUUACGCCCAGUGUUAUUGAACCAUCGUUCGGUAUCGGUCGCAUUAUGUACUCCCUGUUGGAGCACAGCUUCCGAAUGCGUGAAGGAGACGAGCAGCGGAGCUACUUUUCACUGCCUCCAGUGGUUGCACCGCUGAAAUGUUCCGUACUACCGCUUAGUAACAACGCCGAGUUUGCGCCGUUCGUCAAGCAAAUUUCGUCUGCUCUCACAAGCGUGGACGUUUCCCAUAAGGUGGACGACUCUAGUGGUUCGAUUGGCCGUCGUUAUGCUCGUACUGAUGAAAUCGCCAUCCCGUACGGUAUUACGGUUGAUUUCGAUACAUUGAACGAACCGCAUAGUGUAACACUGCGUGAACGUGAUUCAAUGAAGCAAGUUCGAAUUGAGCUUUCAGAGGUGGCUGAAGUAGUCCGCGGAUUGUCAACCGGUAAGCUCUCUUGGACUGCAGUUGAAAAUAAAUAUCCGAAGUUUGAGCAGCAGGAAGCAAGCUCUAAAUAAAAUAUAAUGGAAAUGAAAUAUUAGCUAGAUCGUAAGUGAAAAAACUACUAUUGCUAAUCCAUUGCAUUUCUCAGUCUUUACAUUUUGUUUAAAUUAUCUUGAA
Sabethes cyaneus is the source of this 2530-nucleotide messenger RNA. RefSeq names its product glycine--tRNA ligase (gene GlyRS). Bases 127 to 2427 code for a protein of 766 amino acids. Lineage: Eukaryota; Metazoa; Arthropoda; Insecta; Diptera; Culicidae. The transcript has 4 exons. Gene Ontology annotation, molecular function: ATP binding; glycine-tRNA ligase activity. The record is from RefSeq and is a predicted model, not a curated record. Gene Ontology annotation, biological process: mitochondrial glycyl-tRNA aminoacylation. Gene Ontology annotation, cellular component: mitochondrion; cytoplasm.